AUGUCGCCGCCACAGUCAGAGAAACCAGUGCCGUCUUCAACACAGCUGGUUAUCUACACUGUGUCAUAUAAUACCUUGGAAAUAUACCCUUACGUCCCGCUGGUGGAGCUGUCUAUGGGGCGGGCGCUGGUUCCUCAGGCUAUACAAGAAGGGGCUGACGUGUACUUCGAGUGCAGUGUCGUCUCCAACCCCCCGUACCUCCGCGUCGAGUGGUUUCACGAUGGCAAGGUGGUGGAGCACAACAUGAGCGCAGGUGUUGUGGUGAGCGGCCUCAGCCUGGUCAUUCGGCACCUGCGUCGGGAGCACUCGGGGUCGUACACCUGCGCUGCCACCAACACCGAGGGCGUCACGACCAGCAACCCCGUCUCCCUCACCGUCAGGCACGCCCCCGUGUGCGCGGGCGCCAGCCAGGAGCGGACCCAGGGCGCUGCCCGGGGGGCGCCCACCUACGUGAAGUGCACCGUGAACGCCGAGCCCGCCCGCGACAUCUCGUGGGCGUGGGUGAGGACGCUGGCGGACGGCAGCGAGGUGGAGAUCUCCGAGGACAACAUCCACAGCGAGGGCGUCACCUCCAAGGUCAUGGUCACGCCCCGCACGCCCGAGGACUACGGCCAGCUGCUGUGUCGCGCCUCCAACGAGGUCGGGCAGCAGCGGCAGGCGUGCGUGGUGACCCUCGUGCCCGCGGGGCCUCCGGACACGCCCUCCAACUGCUCCGCCUCCCCCGUCUCCCCCGACGGCCUCGUGCACCACGCGGCGCUCACGGUCACCUGCCUGGAGGGCUUCGACGGCGGCCUCCCGCAGAGCUUCCAGCUGGAGGUGUGGCAGGAGGGGGCCUUCGUCGCCAACAUGUCCAGGUCGGUAUUCGGAAUGGCGCUGCUGAUGUGUAUAGGUUUCGAGCGGAACCCCAGAAUGGCAAGUGACCGGACUGAAGGCGGGACUGGGCGUGACCUUGCGUGUCCUCGCCCACAACAACAGAGGGCGAAGCGAGGUCACCCGGCUGGAGCUGCACACGGCCAGCGCCCAACACCACGCCGCUCCAGGUCUCGUAAUCGACUCGGAGAGGGAGAAAGUUUACAUGGGCGUGCCACCCCUCCUGGGAGCGCUGGUGGGCGUGGGGUGGUCCUUCUGGUCUUGCUGAUCGUGGGCGUGGUGAUUGUGAGGUUACGCCCGCCACAGGCCGCCCCCCACGCACGUGCACACGCUGGUCAUGACGCCCACGUGCCGCGACGCGGGCGCGGAGAGCUACGACCCCGACGUGGUGUCCUCGCUGAAGCGGCGCGACGGACAACCUGGACGUUGCCGCGGACGGCGCACGCCCAGGGCGAGGCCGCCGCCGGCGCGGCCCACGGCCAGGCGGUCACCCGGACGCGCGCCAACGGCCAGACGGUGACGCAGGCCUACGUGCACCGGCAGGGCGCCAAGCGGGGGACCCUCGCCCGCGGCCUGUGCGUGCGGCGGCAGGACAGUCCGUUUCCUGACACCGACAGCGACUCCUCCGACAGCUCCGACUCGGACUCCACCUUCACGGACCUGACGGCGGCGGGGAGGGCGGCCAUGGGCUCCAAGGCGGUGAGCAGCCACUCCUUCCCGAGACUGGCAGGCCAAGAGGCGCACAACGCGCAGUCUUCCUUCGACCUGCACCUGUUCUCAGGCCCGGGGGCGCAGGUGGUCGGCGGUGCCACGGGGGGGAUGUUCCAGAACGUCACGGGCUUCAGCCACGAGCUGCGUCAGCUGCCGGCGUCAGCGGAGGAGCUGAGGCAGCUAUCGUCCGCGAGGCAGUUCAUCACGUCUUCCGGGGAGCUACGUCAGCUAACCUCUUCGUCCGCAGAGCUGAGGCAACUCACAGCUUCUUCCGGGGAGCUGCGGCAGCUGACGUCUGCUUCAGGAGAGUUCAGACAACUCACCUCUUCCUCAGGAGAAUUGCGGCAACUUGCCUCUACCUUAAAUAGUUAUCCUCCCUUGUUAUUUCCUGGAGAACUUCAGAAAAUGGUGUCUACGGGCGACUUACGGCCGCUCCUCUCUGCGGAGAACAUCACCCACCUGACUCUGUCCGGGGGCGAAUUCCGCUUGGUGCCGGUGUCAGGUGGGUCUUGGCACCUGAUAAGCAAAUCGCCCUCAGGACUCCCGCCAACCCCUGCGGCUUCCACCAAAUACCCAGCCCUGCCAGACACAAAGGCCCACCCCCUGGCGACUCCCAGUCAGGUGGAGGCCAUUCCUGCAUCCUGGGGAAGUGUUCAGUUGCAGACCUGCAAUGUCCAACUGCAGCAGCCUCUUUCCAUGCCAACCAGCGAUGUAGGGCCCCUGCCUGCUUUAGAUUCAGCGAUGGCCCUUAGUACUACAGGAGCAGCACCCGCGGGUCUUGCUGUGCAGAUUGCAAAUACCCAACGGCAACUCCAUCGGCCAGACCACAUUAGAACGAGCCAGCCCAAUCCAACGCACGCCCAGACGCAGUCCCCGGGCAAUGAAGUGACCCGCCUAACGGAGAGUGCUUUCAAACAAGACCCACAAGCACGCCUCGGAAACCUUCAGCCGUCACAAUCGGUGCUUGAGCUUGAGCCUCCUCCACUUUUCAACGAGAACCUCCAAGCCCAGUCUGAGGCUUGUGUGGAGGCACAUUCCCCGCCAUCAUUCAUGCAGAUACAACCUCCUCCGUCAUUCAGAGAACCACAUCUUGCAUAUUUUGAAGAGCACGUGCCCUUGCUGAACUCCUCAGAGGAACACCAGUAUCCCCAGAGGUCCUUUGAUCCAACGCAGGUUCAGCUAUACACAUCUGAGACUGUUCAUCUAGAUCCUUCAUCUGGAACUGCACAAGUGAUUUCUGCUAACUCCGAGAGUUUCCAACAGCCUCCUGGGCUUCAAGCAGCACAAAGACCCAUUGCAGACGAAUUUCGAAAGUUCUUCAGCUCAAUGUCGCAGUCUAGUAAAUCAACACCAGUUCCAGAAAGCAUUCAGUCGCAUUCACCAUCACCUGCUGCCAAAACGCCCUCUCUCUCCGACUGAAGAGUCACAACCCCUUUUACUUUCACCAGAGACGAAAAUGCCGCACGGGUUUCCUUCCACGUACCAACAGCCGCCGCUCAUUUCGGCGGCGAACCAGCCGGCUGUGGCAAGAAUAGCUGUCGAGUCCAGUACCAUGCCACGGCCGGCAACUCCGUCUCCAGCUCGUUCUGCAUUUCGCCAAGACAGAGACUCGGUAGCUGUGCCUAGGCCUCUGCCUCAAAACAAGACGAUAAUGAGACAGGCAUCCAAUUUAUCCACAGGGAAGAAGGGCCCUUCCUCGGCGUCAGACGGCUCAGAACAAAAGAGCAAAGGAAAACAAGUGACCUUCAAGUACGAGCCUCAGGAGGACACCUCGGUCAUUGCCAGAAAGCCAUCGAAGACUGAAGCAACCAAAAAGGAAAAGCGAUGCGGUCAACUCUUUUCCUACGUCGACCUGUCCUCUCCGAGUAGCAUCGACAGCCUUUUUCUGGACAGCAAGUCCUCCCCGCCUUCAUCGGUCUCCUCACAGUCUUCUACUAACAUCCCCAACACCAGCAGAACCGAACAGUUGCACGGUGAAGGUUCGUCUCGUUGCCCUCCGUCUGUCCAGGAUAAGAAGAAAGGCUUUUCCCAUCGGGAAGCGUCGACGCCUUUGAAGCCACCGAGGGGAUCGAACCUCUCCUCUCCUGUCUCUCCGGAAGCGCCCAAAGAAACCGAAUAAGCUUCUCCGCCUUUGUGUAUUUCCUUAACCCAAGCAGUCUCUCAGCGUGGAGAGAAGCUGUCACGAAUCCCCUAUUCACAGGACAGUUCAAGUUGCACUGGCUGGGUGCAACAGGAAAGCCGAGAUGUAUCGAUGGACUGACCAUCGACUCCCAGAUGUAUUUAAGAGCUUUUGUGUCAUUUUUGCCACAUGUUAUGUCCAGACUGUAGGUGCAUAGAUUUCUUUUUUAAAAAGACAAAAUGAAACUUACGGAAAUCGGCAAAAAUGAGGCUUUGUAUAUGAAAAAAAUAAAGAUUGAAUCAAUACUAAACACAAAACUGGAUUGUCCACAAAGCAGCUUGUGUUGUAAAUAAAAGUUUUCAUUUUAAUGAAUCUGGA
Penaeus vannamei (Pacific white shrimp) is the source of this 4078-nucleotide messenger RNA. The record is from RefSeq and is a predicted model, not a curated record. NCBI's taxonomy places the organism in Eukaryota, Metazoa, Arthropoda, Malacostraca, Decapoda, Penaeidae.